AGUAGUCGCGCAGCGCCGCGAGAGCAGUACGGAAGGGUUCGAGCCGAGAGGUAGACUUGGCAGCGGAGGCAGCCAAGACCGAGUCAGCGACACCCGAGAAUGAAAUACUCGCCCCAGCAGCAACAGCAGCAACAGCAGAAGGAGCGCAAGUCCGAGAGCGAGAUGAGUUCGGUGAACGCGACGCCAUCCCGGGCGUCCGGCGGCCUCCAGUGCAACGCCUCCGCGGCCUCCGGGCCCUCGACUCCGGCGCCACGACGCGCCACCACCUGCCGUCCCCUCUCCACGGACAUGUUCGCCUGGAUGCGCGUCUUUCGGCUAGCGACGAUGCUCCACCAGGUCGGCUGCUAGUCGACCCGCGUCACCUUAUCACAGCUUCUCGCUCGAGUCCCUCCCCGCCCCGCUCCAUUUUUCCACUACAGUCCUUCCUCGAUACAGUACUUUCAUUGGCGGCAAGGAUGAGCGGGUCUCCGCUCUCCUGUGAACGCCUAACCUCCUCCUCUCCUCUCUUCAGUUUGUCCCACGGAGAUGACCCCUGUACCCUUUACCGUACGCAAUAGAUUACAAAGAAACAAAACAAAGCAAGAACCGAAUACGGCCUCUCUCUCUCUCUCUCUCUCUAACUCGACUGUCACUUCAGUCAGCCGUUCAUCCACGCUCCCCCCUCCCAUCGCCCUACCCACUACCGCCAAUCACGUGACUCUUAUCGCUUAUCAGGCGCAUCUGCCAUUAAUUUGCGCGUUACUUGACCGCGGCUUUCGCUGACCCUUCCAUUAGUCCUUUCCAACCGCUAAGACCUCUUCCAAGACCGUCUCGUAAUACCAUUUUUGCUCAUUUAAUACGGAUUACAUUUUCAAGUACAAGAGAUAGUAACAGCGAUAUUAUUGAUUAUAUUGUUGAUCGAGAAAAAAUGCUUUGCGAAUAUUAAGUAAGUAAAUAUCGUUCGAGGAUCGAAUUUUUAACGCUUACCGUUAACUUUUUAACCGCAUUUCUGAUGAAUCCGGCCCUUCUCUUCCUUUACAAAACUCCUGGACAAGCGCCCCACUGACUUUGAUGUUAUUAUAAAAUUUUUUAUUUUUUUUUUUGUUUUUGUUUUACAUAAUUGGCGGGCACUUUCCUUCUUUCCCUUCUGGGUCAUUCCUAAGGUAGUCGGCAGAGUCAGAGAAAGAGAUAGCGUCCCAAUUACCAUAUAGUUGACUUUAUUAGCGCGCCGAGCGCCAAAGCAACUCCAUUGGAAAGAAAAAGAGAAAAAUCAAGAAAGAAGAAAAAAAAAGAAAAAAAAUACCCAUAAAUAAAA
Messenger RNA from Ceratosolen solmsi marchali, 1294 nucleotides. RefSeq lists its product as uncharacterized. The record is from RefSeq and is a predicted model, not a curated record. Bases 100 to 348 code for a protein of 82 amino acids. Lineage: Eukaryota; Metazoa; Arthropoda; Insecta; Hymenoptera; Agaonidae. The transcript has 2 exons.